AUGAUAUUGUUUGGUUUUCGCAAUAUUUGGUUAUUUCUAUUGAUUUUUGGGCAAACAUCAGGUAUUUCUUAUAAUCAACCAAAAUUUUGUGCAAAUGCAACAUGGAACCAGACGGCAAUAACUUUUGCCACGAGCGCCACGAUUGGCACGUAUCCUUUAGGCAUGUUUGUUGAUACAAAUAACAGCGUCUAUGUCGCUGAUGAAGCAAAUGGAAGGAUUCAAGUGUGGUUUAACGGAAGUACCACACUUACAGGCACUUACUCUGGUGGCUUAUAUGCACCUUAUAGUGUCUUCGUUACGGACAAUGGUGAUGUUUAUGUCGACAAUGGCAACGCAUAUUAUCGGGUUGAUAAAUGGGGAUGGAAUUCAACAAGUAGUGUUCCAGCAAUGUAUGUGUGUGGACAAUGUUACAGUCUUUUUGUUGAUAUUAAUAAUAUGCUUUACUGCUUAAUGAGUUUGUCUCAUCAAGUUGUAUCGAAGUCAUUGGACACACGUUUAAGUGUAUGGAGUAUUGUCGCCGGCACGGGUACAGCUGGAUCAACAUCGGUUACACUUUAUAAUCCAUGGGGUAUCUUUGUUGAUAUUAACUUGAAUUUGUAUGUAGCUGAUACUACAAAUAGUAGGAUUCAAAAAUUUGCAUCAGGACAAUUGAACGGAACAACAAUAGCAACAGGAGGUAUUACAUUGCUUUAUCCAACUUCAGUUAUACUUGAUGCUGAUGGAUAUAUCUUUAUUACUGAUUGCUGGAAUCAUCGUCUUAUUGGCUCAGGACCUAAUGGGUUUCGAUGUAUAGCAGCAUGUUCUGGGUAUGGUUCAUCAUCCAGCCAGUUAUAUUAUCCACAUACUAUGAGUUUUGACAGCUUUGGAAAUAUAUAUGUCACCGAUGAAUACAAUCAUAGAGUACAAAAAUUUCUUUUGUUACCAGACUCAUGUAAUGGAACGACAACAGUAACAACUAUGGCUACGGUUACUUCAAUGAAUAAUACUCAAUCAGUUUCUUUAACAACAACUGUUCCUGAAAUAAGUUCUACAACUGCACCAUAUUUAAAUCCUAUUUCAUACAAUGUGCCAGAAAUUACUGCGUAUACUACUUGGAGCUCCAAUGGAAUAACUUUAGCAGACAGCACCCUGGUCGGAACAUAUCCUUACGGUAUAUUUGUUGAUAAUAAUAACACGGUAUAUGUAAGUGAGUAUUCUUUAAAUCGUGUUCAAGUGUGGCGUGAAGGUAGUAGCCAACCCACAAGAAAUAUCUCCGGUAAUUUAAAUGCUCCAUGUUCUGUUUUUGUUACGAGUAAUGGUGAUAUUUAUGUCGAUAAUGGUUAUGUAAAUAGUCGAGUGGAUAAAUGGGCAUUAAAUACAACAAACAGUACUGUGGUAAUGAACGUCAAAUAUAUGUGCUCUGCUCUUUUUAUCGAUAUUAAUAAUAAUAUUUAUUGUACACCGAUUAAUUAUCAUCAAGUUAAUACAAAAUCAUUAAAUAGUAAUUCAAAUAUAUGGACAAUCGCUGCGGGCACAGGUUGUGCUGGAGCAACAUCAAAUACGCUUCAUGAUCCUCGCGGAAUCUUUGUUGAUACAGAUCUCAAUUUGUAUGUUGCUGAUUAUACCAAUAAUAGGGUACAAAAAUUCCUAUCAAACCAAUUAAAUGGAAUAACGAUAGCCGGAACUAGCGCAACAGGAACUAUUAGUCUCAAUGGUCCGGCUGGAGUUGUCCUGGAUGCAGAUGGUUACAUAUUCAUUGCGGAGUAUUUGAAUAAUCGUAUUGUUGGAUCAGGACCAAACGGAUUUCGUUGUUUAGUAGGAUGUUCAACUGUUGCUGGUUCAGCAUCUAAUCAAUUAUAUUAUCCAUCCAGUUUAAAUUUCGAUAGUUACGGUAAUAUGUUUGUUGCUGAUAGAUACAACCAUCGAAUUCAAAAAUUUUAUAUAACAAGUAAUAUCUAUGGUACAACUACCAAUCAACCAAGCUUCUGUCCAUCAACGACUUGGUAUACAGAUGCGAUUACAUUUGCCAAUAGUAGUACGACUGGAACUAACGUAUAUGGUGUUUUUGUUAGUAUUAAUAAUACUAUAUAUGUAGCUAAUGAACAAACUAAUAAGGUUGUAGUAUGGUACGAAGGAAGUAUUAAUCCAGAUAAAAUUCUUUCUGGUAGUCUAAGUACACCAUUGGAUCUUUUCGUUACUCCUAUGGGUGAUAUAUAUGUUGAUAAUGGUUAUAAUAAUCGUCGAGUCGAUAAAUUUCCAUUCAACUCAAAUAUAAGUAAUUCUGUAAUGACAGUUCCUUAUGGAUGUACUGGUAUCUUUGUUGAUAUUAGUAAUACUCUUUAUUGUGCAGCGUUUACUACUCAUCAAGUUGUUAAGAAAUGGUUAAAUGAUAAUGUACUUACAUCAACUAUUGUUGCUGGUACAGGCACAGCUGGAUCAACCGCAACUACACUUAAUGCGCCUGUUGGAAUUUUUGUCGAUGCUGAAAUUAAUUUAUAUGUUGCAGAUUCCGUUAACAAUAGAAUACAAAUGUUUCCUGUUGGCCAAUUUACUGGAAUAACUUUAGUGGGAGCUAGUGUUCCAGGAACUAUUACACUUAAUAUUCCAAAUGGUAUUACAUUGGAUGGUAAUGGAUAUCUUUUUAUUGCGGAUUGUUAUAAUCAUCGAAUAAUUGGAUCAGGACCAUAUGGUUUUCGAUGUUUAUUUGGAUGUACAAGUGUUGCUGGUUCUACACCAAGUCAAUUGUAUUAUCCAGGAACUUUAAGAUUUGAUAGUUAUGGAAAUCUAUUUGUUGCUGAUAGAUAUAAUCAUAGAGUGCAAAAGUUUAUAUUAGCAUCAAAUUCAUGUAGUCUUUCUUAUAAUCAACCAACAUUUUGCUCAAAUGCUUUAUGGUAUUCUAAUGCAUCAACUUUUGCAUCAAGUACUACAAUUGGUACAUUACCUUAUGGUAUUUUUAUUAAUGGAAUUAAUACUGUAUAUGUACCUAAUCGAGUUAGUAACACUAUUAUAUCAUGGCCUCAAGGAAGUAGUACAUCAACAAGUAAUAGUUACAGUAAUUUAAGUAAUCCAUAUAGUCUUUUUAUGUCUAUGACUGGUGAUAUUUAUAUUGAUAAUGGUUAUUCAUAUGGUCGAGUUGAUAAAUAUAUAUUUAAUACAUCAAAUCGUGUAACUGUUAUGAACGUUAAUGGAAAUUGUUAUGGUUUAUUUAUUGAUAUUAAUAAUAAUCUUUAUUGUUCACUUAAAAAUCUUCAUCAAGUUGUUAAACUUUUACUUAAUAAUGGUUCAACCAUUCCGACAAUUGCAGCUGGAAAUGGUUCUGCUGGAUCACUAUCAAAUAUGCUUAAUUCUCCUCAAGGAAUCUAUGUUGAUAGUAAUUUAAACCUAUAUAUUGCAGACUGUACUAACAAUCGUAUUCAACUCGUUCAAGCUGGUCAGUUAGAUGGAGUGACAAUCGUUGGUAAUGGAUCAUCGGCAAAUAUUACACUCAACUAUCCAACUGGAAUUGUUCUUGAUGCUAAUGAUUAUCUUUUUAUUGUCGAUAGUUAUAAUCAUCGUAUUAUUGGUUCAAGUUCUACUGGCUUUCGAUGUAUAGUAGGAUGUUUGGGAGGUGGUUCAUCUUCGUCUCAGUUAUCUUUUCCACAAAGUAUGGCUUUUGAUAGCUAUGGAAAUAUAUAUGUUACUGAUCGAAAUAAUAGUCGACAAUACCGACCACCACCACUACUACUACUACGAGCAGCAGCAGCAGUACUACAACUAGCACUACUACUACUACCACCACUAAGACUACAAGCAGUAGCAGUACUACGAGUACCACUACCACCAGCACUAGUACCACAAGCAGGAGUACUACAAGCAGUAGCAGUACUACGAGUACCACUACCACCAUCACCAGCACCACAAGUAGCACUACUACUACUGCCACCAGUACUACAAGUAGUACUACUACUACCACGACUAGUACUACAACGAGUAGCAGCAGUACCACCAGUAGCACUACUACGAGUAGCAGUAGCACCUCAAGCAGCACUACUACCACGACCACCACUAGCAGCACUACUACUACCACUACCACUACCACUACAAGUACUACAACGAGUAGCAGCAGUACCACCAGUAGUACUACUACGAGCAGUAGCAGCACCACAAGUAGUAGCACUACUACUACCAGCAGUACCUCAAGUAGCACUACAACCACCACCAGCAGUACUACAACGAGCAGCAGCAGUACCACGAGUAGUACUACCACUACUACUAGCAGUACUUCAAGUAGCACUACUACCACCACUACCGCUAGCAGUACUACUACUACUACCACCACUAGUACUACUACAUGCAGUAGUAGUACCACAAGUAGCACUACUACUACCACCACCACUACAAGUACUACAACAAGCAGCAGCAGUACCACAAGUAGUACUACUACUACUAGUACCAGUACUUCAAGUAGCACCACUAGCAGUACUACUACGAGCAGUAGCAGUACCACAAGUAGCAGUACAACAAGUAGUACCAGUACUUCAAGUAGUACUACCACGAGUAGCAGUAGUACUUCAAGUAGCACUAGUACCACUACCACCACCACCAGCAGUACUACAACGAGCAGCAGUAGUACCUCAAGUAGCACUACUACCACUAGCAGUACCUCAACUAGCACCACUACAAGCAGCAGCAGUACUUCAAGUAGCACCACUACUACGACCACCACUAGCAGUACUACUACGAGCAGCAGCAGCACCACAAGUAGCAGUACGACGAGCAGCAGCAGUAUCACAAGUAGUACUACCACUACUACCAGUAGUACCUCAAGUAGCACGACAUCCAUUACAACUUCUCAAGGAUUAA
Adineta steineri is the source of this 4821-nucleotide messenger RNA. The record is from the annotation of a GenBank genome assembly. Lineage: Eukaryota; Metazoa; Rotifera; Eurotatoria; Adinetida; Adinetidae.